AUGCCGCUCGAUGGCGACGACGACGCUGGGGUUUUUGCCAUCAUGCUACCUCAGACGAGUGAUAGGUCUUUACAGGGUCUUCAAGCCUAUCGCCCCUACGAGAUCAGUGGAGGUGGUCUGGGAGACAAGUUCGCCAACAAUUUCAUGAUGCUCACACUUCGCAAUCCUGACAGCGAUGCUGGCACAUUAGAGACCGUGCUCUCGGUGUUGUCUCCGCAAGAGCGAGCUGACAUCGCCUCGAAGCUUAGGGGACUACCGGAACCAAGACAGCGUCUCUCUUCUACCCCCAAGCUAUCGAAAUCCACUGAUGAAGAUGCUGCACCUUCAGCACCGAAUGCCGCACCUCCAGCAUCGAAUGCCAUGGCAAAGGUCGAUGACGAUGAAAGCGAUGCUCAUACUAAGCAACCCGCCGCGAGGAAGCGGAGAAAGCUUAGCGAAAAUAGGACCCAGAUGUCGAACGUGAUCGAGGUUGUUCCCAAGGAAAGCAGUACAUGCCCUUCACAGUUGCAACCACAACAACAACCGACGCCACAACCUGUACCUGAGCCACAGCCAGAGCCGGAACCCCAACCCCAACUUCAACCCCAACCCCAACCCCAACCCCAACCGCAGCCACAGAUACAUACGCAGACUCAACGAACGUCAGAAACACCUGUCGACGAUGUCAAACAGCAUGCUCCAACGCCCGCGGAUACAUUCAAACCUCCGCAUCAAGCCAUCAAGCGCACAAACUCUACCAGCAUCAUCUCUCUUGAUUUGACCGACGAACAAGCCGAGCGCGUGUAUUUCAUUUGGUCGGUCGACGACGAAGGCAUGGAAAUGGAGUUUUAUCACACGCUACGCGAAUGCAAGUCUUUUGGAGGCCUGCUCGGCCUGCUGGAGGAAGAGAGUGAGGACCUACCCUGUGUUGCGAGCAUAUUGGAGAAAACCAAAACCUGGAAACUGACAUACGAUCUUGGUGACGGUAUCAGCAAAGCGAUCGUAGCCCGCAAAGGCACGGAGACCGCAUUCGAUCGUCUACAGACUACACUUGCUCAAUCGUCUAUCUGGGCAGACAAUCCUCAAGCAAAAGUCGAUAUCGUACUCAAGUCUUUGAGCCGGCCAAACCCUGCUUGA
Molecule: messenger RNA, 1116 nt
Organism: Alternaria arbusti
Lineage: Eukaryota; Fungi; Ascomycota; Dothideomycetes; Pleosporales; Pleosporaceae
Exons: 2
Coding region: 1-1116 (371 amino acids)
Source: RefSeq, a predicted model, not a curated record